UUUACUUCUUAAAUGCUACUUCCUCAUUUGACUUCCUCUCUCCACCCAUGUUUGCUGUGUUUACUGCUCAUGACUCAAACUCACUUUGCAUCCUGUUCUCUGAGGAAUACCAGAUCAAAAUCUCAUCUACUGCUUUUCCUCUAAGGCUCCUAAAUAUGGAUAAGAACGGAGAACUCCCUAAGGAAGCUGCCCCACCUUACCCAGGACCUCCAGUUAAUUAUGGAGGAGUAGACAUGGGGAUCCAUCCUGGCUACCCUUCAGCUCAAUACCCUCCUACUGCUGGCUUUCCUGCAUACCCUGGACCUGCACCUCAGUCAGGCCAGCCUGCAAUGUAUCAAGGUCCCAGUCCUGGAGUAAACCCUGGAGUUAUUCCUGUAGCUACAACUGUAACAGUAGUGAAUCUUCCUAACCUGCGUGAUGUGCCUGGACAGAGUAGAUGUCUUCAGUGUCAACAGGAUGUCAUCACUAGGACAGAGCAUAGCCCUGGACUUUUAACAUGGCUCAUAUGUGGAGGUCUUGCCAUUGUUGGGUGUUGGCCAUGUUGUCUGAUCCCAUUCUGUGUGGACUCAUGUAAAGAUGUGGAGCAUCACUGUCCAAACUGCAACAGUGUUGUUUAUAUUCACAAGCAAAUGUAAUACCUUUGCUGUCUCAUAGCAGUCCAUUUGAGUCAGAGGACAUAAUCUGUAAUUAUGUAAAUCUGUUAAGGUAAUGGCUAGGUACAGAUUUGGGUAUGAGUGAUUUUCUUACAUCCUUAAUUGCAGGACAUCCAAUAAAAUCACUAAAACUAAUACAGAUUCAAUCUCUUACUCAUAAGGGAAAGAUCAAUGACUGUGUUCUAAUGAGCCACCGUGUGAUGAUACUGGUGGUGGUGGUGAUGAUUGUGACAUCGAAAUUAGAUAAUAUAGGGUGAAGAAAUCAAAGAAAAAACAACAGUAAUAUGCAAGCUCUUGAGAUAGCUCCCCAUAUGCAGAAAUGUUUAUCUACUGGAUAAACAGACUGAAUCUGUGGACAAGAAAAGGGUUACAAUAGACAAAAAAAAUGCGGCAAUUGUCACAUAUAAAAAGUUUUAAAUUGACCGAAAAAUCAGUCAUGACUUUUCUUUUUGCUUUAUGCAGAAUGUCUAUUUUGCUAACAAACUGAUCUGAGCUUUGUGGAGACUCUUUCAUGUGUAAUGCUAAAAGCUAGGCGUAUCAAAGAACAGCUAGCCAGAUAACAAGUAAAAUGUAACAAAAAACAUGCUAUCGGUACUAUAUGUCCAAAGGUUUGUAGACACCUCUUUUAAUGAGUGAAUUUAGCUACUUUUAAGGUUCACCCAUUGCUGGCCUAUGCAUUCAAAUGGGCUGUUUGCAUAAUCUGCAAUAAAUUGAAUAAAUGAUCCUGUCAUAUUUUGCAUAUCUAGUUAUCCAGGUUUCAGAUUUGUUUACCACAGUUUGUGCCAUCGCUUAAAAGUGACCUGAAAGAAAAAAAAAGUGUAAACAUUUCUUAUGUUUUUCUUUUAUUACGUUGUUGUUUAAUGCUGUUAAUUUUUGUUGCAUUACACAAGCAUAAGUGACAAAUAAAAUAAUCAAAACUGA
This is a messenger RNA of Pygocentrus nattereri (red-bellied piranha), 1574 nucleotides long. Its product is annotated as lipopolysaccharide-induced tumor necrosis factor-alpha factor homolog. Gene Ontology annotation, molecular function: zinc ion binding. Bases 48 to 635 code for a protein of 195 amino acids. NCBI's taxonomy places the organism in Eukaryota, Metazoa, Chordata, Actinopteri, Characiformes, Serrasalmidae. The record is from RefSeq and is a predicted model, not a curated record. The transcript has 5 exons.